Messenger RNA from Rhodotorula graminis WP1, 468 nucleotides. RefSeq lists its product as uncharacterized. Gene Ontology annotation, cellular component: nucleosome. Gene Ontology annotation, molecular function: protein heterodimerization activity; DNA binding; structural constituent of chromatin. The record is from RefSeq and is a predicted model, not a curated record. Lineage: Eukaryota; Fungi; Basidiomycota; Microbotryomycetes; Sporidiobolales; Sporidiobolaceae. The transcript is spliced from 4 exons. The coding region runs from base 1 to 468 and encodes 155 amino acids.
AUGGCCGGCGGCAAAUCGACCUCGGGCGGCAAGAGCAGCGGCGACUCGCAAAAGGCGUCGUCGCGUUCCUCCAAGGCCGGCCUCACGUUCCCGGUCGGCCGCAUCCACCGCUUCCUGCGCAAGGGCCAGUACGCCAAGCGCAUCGGCGCCGGCGCGCCCGUCUACCUCGCCGCCGUCCUCGAGUACCUGACGGCCGAGAUCCUCGAGCUCGCCGGCAACGCGGCGCGCGACAACAAGAAGUCGCGCAUCAUCCCGCGCCACCUCCAGCUCGCCAUCCGCAACGACGACGAGCUCGACCGCCUCCUCGGCCACGUCCUCAUCACGCAGGCCCUGACCCCUCUCCGUACCCACCUCCAGGUCCUCCCCAACAUCCACUCGAACCUGCUGCCCAAGAAGGACAAGCACCCCAAGAGCGGCACCCACAAGUCCAAGUCCAAGGCCGCCGAGUCUGAGUCGCACGAGUACUGA